UCCUCAAUUGCAGCCACCACGCCGAUUAAUUAGAGGCGUUGCGCAAAUUAAAGUUCAAUCAACGAAGCUCGUACCGCUGAAUCGAUCGCCGAAGAUGCAGUGCGGCCUGGAGCAGAUGAACGACUGUGAGCGGUCGCCGAACCGGACGAACCUCCGGGUCAACUUCAACGAGAAGGGGUCGGAGGUCAAGGAGCGCCGGGAGAAGUUCCUGACGGCCAAGUACGGGUCACACCAGAUGAGCCUCAUCCGCAAGCGACUGGCCGUCGAGAUGUGGCUGUACGAUGAGCUCCAGAAGCUCUUCGAUCCACCAAACGAGGCCAUCGAUGUGGACAUCGACGAGAUCCUAGAUAUGGACACAGAUGACAUCAGGAGAUCUCAUCUUAUAAGAUUACUGUCAGUCUGCAAACGCCCGCAAUCAGACAUAUCGAAGUUCAUCGGCGAUCUGUUGGAUCGUGCAAAAACCCUGUAAAUCGCCAGCCCCUCAUUCGAGAAAUCAUCCAGCAGACCUACACAUAUAAUAUGCAGAUAAACAAUAAAUACCUAGAUCAUUAAGUUUAGCUCGGAACACAAAGAACAAAGAAUUCAGUUUGCAAGUCUUUAACUCUUUCAAUUCGAAAACUGUGUUGACUUUUUCCCUGUACUUUAGUUGUUAGCUUGUAUCUUUGCGCUGAAUAAUUUGAAGUUUAACCUAAUUUAAGCCACCCUUGAAAAUGAUUAAAAUGAUGAAGAUCAUUAGCCCUAAGCUUAUGGUGUAAUGCCGCGAAAACAAAAUACUUCAUCAAUUUUGUGAUGAUAUUUUUUAAAUAAAACACAAACACGAUAUGGCCGAAAACCAAAAGCAAA
Molecule: messenger RNA, 843 nt
Organism: Drosophila takahashii
Lineage: Eukaryota; Metazoa; Arthropoda; Insecta; Diptera; Drosophilidae
Product: protein phosphatase 1 regulatory subunit 14B
Biological process (GO): regulation of phosphorylation
Cellular component (GO): cytoplasm
Molecular function (GO): protein serine/threonine phosphatase inhibitor activity
Source: RefSeq, a predicted model, not a curated record